Molecule: messenger RNA, 914 nt
Organism: Nothobranchius furzeri (turquoise killifish)
Lineage: Eukaryota; Metazoa; Chordata; Actinopteri; Cyprinodontiformes; Nothobranchiidae
Source: RefSeq, a predicted model, not a curated record
UAACCCUCUGGAGGCAGAUGUUGCAGAUUUGCAUUGUUAAAACCUACCUACCUGGUUACUCCACAAACGUAUUUCAUGAGCAGUUUUUAACUCAGAAGUAGCCCUGAAGGACUUAGUUGUUCAUCCUUUUAUCAAACUUAUUUUGAGCCUGAGAGGGUUAAUGUACUGUACAUACAUACUGGUGGUGCUCUCUCUCUGAGUGUGUGUGUGUGUGUGUGUGUGUGUGUGUGUGUGUGUGUGUGUGUGUGUGUGUGUGUGUGUGUGUGUGUGUGUGUGUAUUACUGGAUUCUAAAAGGUUUUAGAACUGGACAAUGGUUUAGCUCAUUCAAAAAUUUCAUUAAUACUAUUUUAGUGAGACUAAACCUCUAUAUGCAUAAUUCUGAGAAACUAAUAAAGUUUUUGUCUCUCAGUGAAACAAGUGGCUUUCUCAGCCUCUCUGAUGGACUCAGGCUAUGGACAUGUUGGACCUUUUAAUGCACAAACACCUCUGGUCUUCAGACAUGUUGUUACUAAUCUUGGAAAUGCCUACAACCCAAAUACAGGUUUUUUCAUCGCACCUGUGAGAGGAGUCUAUCACUUUGUGUUCCACAUACAUGGGUUUACAGAUGCUUCAAAUCCUGCAGGAGCCAUGUUGUUUAAGAAUGGAGAAAAGACCUUCAUUGCUUACGAGCAGCAGCCUUCCCAUUUUGCUAGUACGGCCAACAGUAUCACACUGCUGUUGGAGGUUGGAGAUGUUGUGUUUCUGCGUCAGAGGGAAAAUACAAGGAUUUAUGACAGUGGCAACCAUCACACCACCUUCAGUGGUCACUUGAUUUUCACCAUGUGAGCAAGAGAUGUUAGAAAAUCAGAUGUUUUAUUAGAUCAUUUCACACAUUCAGCUAAUUUAUUCAUAUUCAUCAUCCCCCCCCCCCCCC